AGAGAGAGAGAGAGAGAGAGAGAGAGAGAGAGAGAGAGAGAGAGAGAGAGAGAGAGAAUGGGGGAGAGAGAGGAGACUCCAUUAAAGCCACCACACUUUGUGCUCAUCCAUGGCAUAAGUGGAGGAAGUUGGUGUUGGUACAAGCUGAAAAGCAUGAUGUACAACUCUGGAUAUACGGUGACUUGCAUAGACCUCAAAGGGGCAGGCAUACAUCCUUCUGACCCUAACACAAUCCUCUCCUUUGAUGAAUACAACGAGCCUCUUCUUCAUUUCUUAUCUUCCUUGUCUCCACAUCAAAAGGGAGUUCCUGAUUUAUCCGAGUAUGGUGAUGCUUAUGACUUGGAAUUUGGGUUGGGUGUGAAUCAGCCUCCUACGAGUGCAAUUAUAAAAAAGGAGCUACAACGUAAAAUCCUAUAUCAAAUGAGCCCUCCUGAGGAUUAUACAUUAGCUUCGAUGCUAUUAAGACCAGGGCCCAUUUGUGCAUUACUAAAUGCUCAGUUUCCAGAAGUUAAUGAAUGUGUAGAAAAGGUGCCAAGGGUGUACAUUAAGACAAUGUAUGAUAGAGUAGUGAAGCCAGAACAACAAGACAACAUGAUCACAAAAUGGCCACCUUCACAUGUUUAUAGUUUGGAGAGUGAUCACAGCCCGAAUUUCUCAAGUCCUUUUGCAUUGUUUGGGUUAUUGGUUAAGGUUGCGGCUUCAAUUAGUUGUACCUAGAAGAUUUUGGUUUAGUUAGGCUUGAUUUUGUGUGGUUAAAAGAUAUCAUAAAGAUCCUAUACUUUAUUAUGAUGUAAUUUAUUUUGCUUGAUAAUAUGGAAGAAAAAAACAACACAAUAAACGUUUUAUAAGUUACUUUGGUUUUGAA
Lactuca sativa (garden lettuce) is the source of this 865-nucleotide messenger RNA. It is a transcript of the gene MES17, whose product is annotated as methyl esterase 17. Gene Ontology annotation, biological process: jasmonic acid metabolic process; salicylic acid metabolic process. Gene Ontology annotation, molecular function: methyl jasmonate esterase activity; methyl indole-3-acetate esterase activity; methyl salicylate esterase activity. Lineage: Eukaryota; Viridiplantae; Streptophyta; Magnoliopsida; Asterales; Asteraceae. The record is from RefSeq and is a predicted model, not a curated record.